Amoebophrya sp. A120 is the source of this 3228-nucleotide messenger RNA. The record is from the annotation of a GenBank genome assembly. NCBI's taxonomy places the organism in Eukaryota, Dinophyceae, Syndiniales, Amoebophryaceae.
GCUGUUGUAGCCGAAAAUGUUGGAUUUCCGAAUAUCAUAUCAUGAGUAUGAUGAUCAUUCAAAGACUUGCUCUCGUGAUAAGAAGCCGAAUGAAAUGAAAUUGUGCUCGGUUCCAUAUGUGAUCAAAAUGGCUAAAACACAUGAUCAUCACUGAAAUGAGGAAUAGUGAUAGUGUCUAUGAUGAAUAAUUGCCAGAUUACCACCAUCCAUAACCAUUUAAACAAUCGCAUUGCAAAGAAGCUGCAAGUCAUGAAAAUAAGGCUACUAGAACUAGACAGAUAAAAAGUCAUAUUAAUCAAUGAAUUUAACAGACAGACAAUAUCAAUAAAAACAGUAACAGCGUGAAAGAUACAGACAGACAAGUGGUUUGGUUACGCUUGUUGCGACAUACUAAAGGUAGAGCGGGCCAUGUGCUGCAUGUAUGUCAACAGGAAAAGAUACAUGAUCCGUUUCCCCAUUCGCAAGGAAGCAUAGAAUGAUGGAUGACCCUAGGAACACGGACGGCGAUUCGUCGUGGGCACCUUGUUCCGCCAGUCCCGAUGUGGAACUACGGGAAACGCCCACCUCUGGCCGGAUCCUUGUUGCGAAGCGAGACCUGGAUCAGGGAACUGUUUUGCGAUUAUCCGGCACUUCGCGGCAGGCGGCGCCAUCGUUUUGUAGUGAGCACAUCAAUGAAGAAACAACUACAAGAGCUGCGGAUGAGGGUCGAGCGAAAGGUUUUCACCGACGUUCUUCUAUCGCGACCAAAGAUGUAAGAAGAACAGGAGCAUUUCCAGUAGCGGAGCCCGCACUUUUCUCCUACCCAAAAGGACAACUUGUGAGCGCCUGGAAGAAAUUUCGCAGCACACUUUCCGAAGACACCCAGAAGUUAUUCCUUGACCACUUCUUCCAUGGACCUGGCGGAACGAGCUGCACCUUCACGCCGCCAAGCAUUUCCGCAGCGGAUUUGAUGCUCUGUACGCACAGCAGUAGCAGAUGCGCCGAGGAACAAAUAGUAAACAAAGAUGGCCCGGCGAGCAAUGAAAAUGAUGUUGUUCUCCUACAGGACACGUAUCGCAAGUUUUGCCGCAUUCUGAAAUUUAAUGCCGUCGAGGAUAUCGGCCUUGGCGAGGAUAAACUUCUUGAAGAGGGACUUCUGGAGGAAGUGCGCCAAAAAAGCGGGUGCGACCAGGACAGCCCGGGUGGAUCGCGGACGUCGACCACGCUAGAAGGUCUGCCAGCACUCGAGAAGACGUGCUCGCUGUAUCCCAAUGCGGCAAUGUUUUCGCAUUCGUGCCAGCCGACGUGCCAUUGGCUGGACGUCCGGGAGUAUCGCGACUGCGAAGUUUUCGCGCAGGAUGAAUUUUUAGAGGAAGCUCGUGGUGCAGCUGCUCAUUCUGGCCGUGGUGAUGAAGAUUCUGAUUGCCAAAAAAAUCAAAAUGGUUGUCCAUCUGAUCUUCAUCCAGUGCCUGUAUUUUCCCCCGAAGAGUCCACCUGGGCGAGAACCACGUCUAUGGGUCGUUACAAAAAUGGAGGGAGCGCUGUCUUGGACGAACAACAUCGAGAUUCCCUGAACACCUCUGGGUCCUCUACGAUCUGUUCCGGCGGCGAGCACUCUCGACUCAACGUCGAAGCUACUUUGUUGUCACCGUCGAAUGCUGCUUCCAAAGAAGGACUUUCAUCGGCCGUGGAAGCUUCUUUCGAGGAGCAGGGAUUGAAUAUUAACUCAGAAGAUCAAGAUUCUUCGAGGUUUCAUCUUGCCACACCGCGGACGCCGACGCAAGCCGAGGAUAAUGAAGCAGAUGAAGAAACUGAGCCUCAUUGUGAAAAUUACCCGAUCGCGAGCUGCAAGGAAAAUCACUUCGGUGGGCCUGCCAGAGUGGUUCGUGUGCUUCGUGAUAUGAAAAAAGGCGAGGAGCUUACCGUGUCCUACCUGAGUGCGGAGGACUUAUAUUUACCAACGCUAAUGCGACGCAUGUUGCUCUUCCAAAGCAAGGAAUUUUGGUGUGACUGCGUGCGCUGCAGAGCGACAUUGGACGAUAUGAGGCCUGUAGUUGUGGAUGGAGGGAAUAAAUGUAGGGAUGGACCAGACACGGUGGUAGGUUUCUUGAAUCCGAGCGGCGGAGUCACACGUGAACCAUCGCCAUCGAUCCUGUCUGGAGACCACACCCGCACAGCCGUGUCUUUGUUGAGCACAAAAAUAAGCGAAAUUUCAGAAAGCACAGCGGAGUGGUUUUGGCCCGCCGAAGUUCACCAGUAUCUGGCCGGCCCCGUUCAUAUCAAAGAGAAAAGAACUAGUGUGCCAGUGCCUUUUAUGUAAAAGUAACAAAAAGUGAAACUCCAGGUCAACAAGAAGAUGCAGAUGGAGGAAUACGAAAGCAAAAGCUAAUAUGAUAUCUGCAGCAAUGCAGAUUUUCAUUUUGUUAUGUAAGUAAGAAGAUGAGCUCGCACUCGCACUUGCUGUUGAUGCAGCGCACACGCACUAUUCGAACUGUUAUAUAUAGUCAUUCCAGCCACAACGGCAUGCUCGUUUUUUUCUUGAUGAUAAUCGGCGUUCAAGGAUCGCUCCGGUUCUUGCACGUGCUAAUGGAAAAAACCAAAGGCUAUUCAGAAAAAAACGCCCCCUCGUGGGCAGUACCGUUCUCCAAGGAGGAACAUUACUGCGAAAAAGUUUGCCGGGCGUUCGACGACGCGAUUAAUCGCGGCGGGAACGGCCUGACCCUACGUGUGCUGCAGGACUUUCUUCGGGAUUCCGAUCUCGACACGAUUCGGCUGCCAAAACAUCACUACCUGGUGCACAGAAUGGUGCAACUCCGGAUUCAAGCACUAGGCGCGCUCGGGAAACGGCGCGACCGCGAAUUCCAAUUGUAUGCCGAUAACGUUGAAAACUUCUUUUCAGGAAAGAGUUGUGAUGCGCGUGGCGAUACCGCCCAGGACCAUUCUCUUGACGGCACGACAGAGACAGUAGGAAGAUCAACAAAAAGUCCACUUUCCCGCGCGGCCUUCUACUCUUCUUGCCAUCCCUACGUCGGAGUCGUAUUGGAGGAAUAUCUCGAGGAAGUUUGGGAUCGCGAGGGGGACGACGCUGAGCUUGGGGACCGAAAUCGCGAAGCAUUAGUAAAAAACCGAAACGACCACCGAUUGAAAGCAGUUCUGCACGAAAAGAUCCGGAAUUGCUGGCGAGUUUCGCUCGGGAAAAACCACCGCUGGCUGGCUCUUUUGGAUUCACAAUACGGGGCGCAGUUGUAA